UAUAUAUCCAGCUCUUAGUGGCCACCGUCUAGAAGCAAUAGACUGCGAAAGGAACUGAGUAUCAAAUGUAAGCAUCAAAUGUCAAUCAACACCAGAAAUGCGUUUGCCAGUCUAGAUGUCAAGAGGCAGGCCCAUGAUUGGUCAGCGAUGGACAGGAUUCACGUGACGGGACAUCGGGGUUGUUUGCGGGAAGCAGUCCAGCGAUCCUCAAUCAACAAAUAUCGCUCGCGCAAUUCAAAGCAGCAAUCCCCUCAACUCUCACCGAUACCCACGUCUAAUCGCAUACAAUCCCGUCGACUUGCGACCACCACCCGAACCCUGCCAAAAUCCCCACCAAUGCUGUAACCCACAUACAACAACCGACCGCCGAACUCGAAAAUGAACACCGAAUUCCAGACCUCCCUCUCCAACCUCGAAAACAAGCUCAAUGCCCUCAUCACCAGUCUCACGACCUCCCCCACAGCAGCCGGCGCCCCGGCAGCAGCAGUCAGCCUCCUAGAUGCAGACGACUCGCUCACCUCCGCGAUCGCAACCCUCCGCCAACACCAAGACAACUACGCCCGGAUCCUGCGCCUCCGCGCGGAAGCGGCCUCGCUCGAAGAAAAAGUCAAAGGCAUUGUGAAAACAGUCGUGAACUAUGAGAAGGAAAUACGCACAGUCUGCAACUCCGACGAGAUCGACAGCGACUCCGACUUCGACUCCGACAGCUCCGCCUACGACAGCGAUGCCGAGAUGCAAGAUGCGAGCGAUAAGCCGCGGAAGCUACGACGUAUCAACGAAGUGGACUAUAAGCUGCUGCUUGAUUUCGCGCGCCGCAUAAGCAAGUAUAACCACCAGGCGGCUGCGGAUGCGGAGGCCGGGGCGAAAGCGCGGGUCCAGCAGGGGGAUCAUGAUACGGAGAUGACGGGGACGGGGACGAACGGGCUGGAGGAUGGGGAAGCGGCGCCGGUAUCGAGUGUUACGAAGGAUGCGACGUCCUGGCUGGAUGAGUCGGCCAAUAUGACGCGCCAGGUGUAUAUGUUGCCCUAUCCGAUGGAGGAUCGUAUCCGGUUGGGGCUGAUGGGGCAGAUUCAGUUGGCUGCCGGUGAGGGACGGCCCGGGUUUGAUCCUGAUCAGGAGGUCGAGCGGUUGAUUCGCGAGGCGGAGGGAUUUGGGGCUGCGGAUGCGCCGCCGGUUGCGAACGUGGGCGAUGAGCAGAGUCGCGUGGGCGAGGCUGCGAAGGCGGCUGCGAAGGCUGGGUCUGCUGCCGCCGCCAGCAGUGGUGGUGGUAGUGGUGGAGUGUCGGCUGCUGCGCCGAAGCCGAAGCCCAAGGCUACCCUUGAUUUGGAUCUGGAUGAUGAUGACGAUGAGGAUGAUUUUUGAGAGUUGGCCUGAAUGUGCUUUUUUAAUAUAUUAUCUUGGCGGAUCUGAUGUACGCGCGAUUGAUACCAUGCAUUCGGUCACUGCAUUUUUGGAGUACUUUGCUUUUAUGACACACUUGAUGACAAGAAUAAACAACGACUACAGGACAGAGUUUACUCAUUUCACGGUGUAUGAACGAAAAUUCGUUUAUAUGUGACGCGAAGUAUAGAUAGAUCUAGACUUCGCCUAAAGUCAGAU
Messenger RNA from Aspergillus pseudonomiae, 1599 nucleotides. RefSeq lists its product as uncharacterized. Gene Ontology annotation, molecular function: transcription coregulator activity. The transcript has a single exon. Lineage: Eukaryota; Fungi; Ascomycota; Eurotiomycetes; Eurotiales; Aspergillaceae. The record is from RefSeq and is a predicted model, not a curated record. Gene Ontology annotation, cellular component: mediator complex; core mediator complex. Bases 379 to 1362 code for a protein of 327 amino acids. Gene Ontology annotation, biological process: regulation of transcription by RNA polymerase II.